Oppia nitens is the source of this 835-nucleotide messenger RNA. RefSeq lists its product as uncharacterized. NCBI's taxonomy places the organism in Eukaryota, Metazoa, Arthropoda, Arachnida, Sarcoptiformes, Oppiidae. The coding region runs from base 12 to 674 and encodes 220 amino acids. The transcript has 2 exons. The record is from RefSeq and is a predicted model, not a curated record.
UAUACAAAAUAAUGAAUACUUGUGUCACCGAUUCCGUGACACCCAUUACUACUAACACCCGUUCAGUAAACCAUUUCUCUGAACUACAACUAAAUGAAAUGCAAAACGUGAAGAAUGAGUUGAUAUCGAUUCCAAUGAUUGAUACCGAAAAUACUUAUCAAUCGACUAUUAAUUGGCCACAAAAUGAUGAAACAGUUCAACAAAAAAGUUAUUAUUAUCCCCCAGUCUUGCAAUCAAUGGGUUAUCAAAAUGUUUCGCAUUUGUCUAAUGAUUAUAAUACCUGUCAAACGACUUAUACUGAGAGUACAAUUGAAUAUCAAAAUUAUGCAAACAAUGAAAUGAAUGAUCAAAAUCAAAGAAUGACAAUUCAAGACAACUAUUAUAACUCAACAGAUGUGUCGAAAUGCAGUGCAAUGAUGGACACGGAAUCAACCAGUGAUGGUAUGACAUCAAUGACAUCUAUACCAUCCAAUUGUAUUCAUACAUAUAAUUCAAUUAUAAUGAAUUCGUUGAACUCAUCGAUAAAUAAGCAAAAUAUUCAGUUUAUGAAAACCAUUGAGUUCUUGAGGACCACGGAUUUGCUUCAUCUCACACUACAAACGGCUGAUUUGAUGUAUAAGAAUCUGGAGAUUCAAAAUGAUAUCAAUGCCACCAAACAAUUGCUAUCAUUGUAAGGAUCAAUGAAAAUGCGAUAAUUUUUUCUGUUUAUUUCAGGACUGAAAAUGUUUGGUAUUAUGAAUUUGGCAUAAGAUAUAUAAGUAAUAUAAAACAGUUUAAUCUAUGUAUUAGAUAAUCGCAAACAAUUUGAUAAAAAUUUCAAAAUGCCAUCAAAUGG